AUGAUCAACCACCACCAAAUAGUGCAUCUUGGAAAGCUGUCCAUUAGAGUCAUGGAAUCUGCUCCUGGUCAUACCCCUCUUAUACAUGGUCUUCCUGAUGAGAUUGCUCUCAUUUGCUUAGCAAGGGUUCCUCGUCGGUUUCAUAAUGUUCUCAGGUGUGUCUCAAAGAGAUGGAGAGAGCUGCUAUGCAGUGAAGAAUGGCGCACUUGCCGCAAGAGGAACAACUUGGAUGAGUCCUGGAUCUAUGUAAUCUGUAGAGAAUCAGGCAUCAAAUGCUAUGUAUUGGCUCCAGAUCCUUCAAGUCGGUCCUUGAGAGUCAUGCAUAUCAUUGAACCCCCAUGCUCAGCGAGGCAAGGUGUGACCAUCGAGGCCUUAGACAAGAGGCUAUUUUUUCUUGGUGGGUGUAGUUGGCUAAAUGAACCUACGGAUGAAGUUUACUGUUAUGAUGCAUCCUCAAAUUGCUGGAGCACAGCAGCUCCAAUGCCUACACCUAGGUGCUAUUUUGUGUCUGCAUCUCUCACAGAGAAACUAUACAUAACUGGUGGACUUGGUUUGACAGAUAAGUCACCAAAUUCAUGGGACAUCUAUGACUCAGCCACAGAUUCCUGGUGCGCACACAAGAACCCAAUGCUCACCCCUGACAUAGUCAAGUUUGUUGCAUUGGAUGAGGAGCUGGUGACCAUUCACCAGGCUGCCUGGAACAGAAUGUACUUUGCUGGCAUAUACGAUCCACUGGACCGCACCUGGAGGGGCACAGAGAACGAGAUAGCACGCUGUUUCUCUAGCCCAACAGUUGUCGUGGAUGAGACACUGUACAUGCUGGAGCAGAAGCUCGGUACGACGCUGAUGAUGUGGCAGAAGGACACCAAGGAGUGGGUCAUGCUUGGCAGGCUCUCGGACAAGGUUACAAGGCCCCCAUGCCAGCUCGUGGCUAUCGGCAGGAAGAUUUACGUGAUUGGAAGAGGGUUGAGCGUAGUAACAAUCGAUAUGGAUACAGCGGCCAGAGUUGAUGGGUUCGUGGUCACCUCUUCCACUGGUCCAUUGGUGGAGCAAGACUUGUCUCCCGAGAGAUCCAGGGUUAUCACCAUCUGAAGGUGGCCUAUGAGCUUGAUAUGACUGACACUGAUUACCAUCCAUGUUGCCCAUAUUUUUGGGUAACAGGAAUCGUUCAUGCACAUAUACCGUGAAUUCAAAUAUUCAAUAAGGCUUGACACCACACAGUCAGUUUCUUUUGGUUCUUUUGUAGUUUGUGCUCUUUGUUCCUGACUGUAAGAAAAAGAUCUGAGCUUGUUUGUUGAGCAUCAGCUAUACAUGCUGUGAUACUUGUUAAUAGAUGAAAGGAUUGCUACCUAUUUAUUGCUGAUUAUCGUGAUGAUUGAUACAUGUUUAUAGCGGAUGAUA
Messenger RNA from Setaria italica (foxtail millet), 1401 nucleotides. Its product is annotated as F-box/kelch-repeat protein SKIP4. Gene Ontology annotation, molecular function: protein binding. NCBI's taxonomy places the organism in Eukaryota, Viridiplantae, Streptophyta, Magnoliopsida, Poales, Poaceae. The record is from RefSeq and is a predicted model, not a curated record.